This is a messenger RNA of Hippopotamus amphibius kiboko, 4899 nucleotides long. RefSeq names its product centromere protein J (gene CPAP). The transcript has 17 exons. The record is from RefSeq and is a predicted model, not a curated record. Gene Ontology annotation, molecular function: tubulin binding. Bases 251 to 4315 code for a protein of 1354 amino acids. Gene Ontology annotation, biological process: cilium assembly; centriole elongation. NCBI's taxonomy places the organism in Eukaryota, Metazoa, Chordata, Mammalia, Artiodactyla, Hippopotamidae. Gene Ontology annotation, cellular component: centrosome; centriole; nucleus.
CGCGGCGGCUUCUCGCGGGCUCCCGCCGCCCGUAGUCGCGGCCGCGCUCCGAGCGAGUGGGUGCGUCGCCUUGCUGCUGGUCAGGGUCGGUCUCUCUGCCCGCCCGUGGGGUCUUUCAGGGCUUUGGGUGCGAAAGCCUUGCUGUGGGUUGGUGGCGUUCAAGGACGUGUGCUUUGGGAGACCAGUGUUGGAAAUUAAUAGCUCUUCUAGCUUUCACAUUAUUUAAAUACAGUAGUGUCAUUGGACUAAAAUGUUCCUGAUGCCAACCUCUUCAGAGUUAAACAGUGGGCAGAACUUCUUAACCCAGUGGAUGACCAGUCCUUCUCGGGCUGGGGUCAUAUUAAAUCGUGGAUUUCCUGUUUUGGAAGCAGAGGAAGAGAAGCGAGCAAAUGUGAACAUUUCUACCAGCUUUCCUAUCAAAGCCACACGUUUUUCAAAUAGCUUCAGCUUUAUUAUAAGUGAAGAAGAUUCACUUCAUGAAGAACAGAAGUUGGAGCUGAACAGCCCUUACAAGUUACAGUCAGAUAAACCUGAAACACAGAGAGUCUUUCCCUCAGCUAAAGAGGGACCACAAAUAGCGGCCUGUCAGGAUGCUUCUGGACACUGGGAAGAUAACAAAAAUGACUCUCUUUCAGAUCUUGCAAGUGAAUUCAAAGAAGUGGCUUAUAAAGACCCACUUUUUAAAAAGCUUGAACAGCUGAAAGAAGUACAACAGAAGAAGCAAGAACAACUGAAGAGGCAACAGUUAGAGCAACUACAGAGACUCAUGGAGGAACAGGAGAAGCUGCUCACCAUGGUGUCUGGGCAGCAUACACUCCCAGGUUUAACUCUACUGUCUGAUGACCAGAGCCAGAAGUACAGAUCUCCGGGAAAUUCAGCCACUGUAGAGAAAACCAUGCCUUUCUUACCGUCAUAUAUCUACCAGCACCAAACCCAAGAGAAAAAACACCUUUCCAGCAUUUUAUCUGAUGAACAAAACAACUUCUGUAAAGCUACUCAUGAAGAUUUUGUCUUAACUUCAAAAAGUGGUGCUUCUCCCAAUUUGUUUUAUGAGGCACAAUAUCAAGAAGCACUUGUGAAAAAAAAUGAUUUGAAGGAGGAAAACAACAACCAUUCUAAAGGAGAAGGGAUUUUACCAUCUUUGGAGAAAAUGACGGAACAGAUUCAGGAAGGGAACAACAUGAACUUAAAAAAAAUUGGUGAUUCCUCAGAAGUGGUUAAUAUUGAAGAAAGGCCUAUUAGAGCUGCUAUUAGAGAAAGGAAACAAACCUUUGAAGACUACUUGGAAGAACAGAUUCGGUUGGAAGAACAAGAACUGAAACAAAAACAGCUAAGGGAAGCAGAAGGAUCCUUGCUGAUCAAAGCAAAACCAAAACAACCAUUCUUAAAACGCGGGGAGGGUUUAGCUAGGUUUACUAAUGCUAAAUCGAAGGUUCAGAAGGGGAGAGAAAGUAAACUAGUCGCCACUCAGAGCAUUUCAGAGGACAGACCUGUGUUCACAUUAGAUAAACAACAAUUCCAGCGGAAGACUGCUCUUAUAAAUAAGGAACUGUGUACAGAGAACCUUCCUGCCAGAAAGAACAAUAAAGCCAGAACCAAGAGUGGUUGUGUCACACUCAGUCAGAAGCCGAAACUGCUUAAGAGUAACAGUAGGAAAAGUCUGUCUCCGUCAGGAUUGAAAAUACCGGCAGGGAAAAAAUGUGAUGGGCAAUUUAGAGACCAGAUCGAUUUAGAAAAAAAGGUGGAAUCUAAUAAUAAAGAAAAUGUACCCGAGUGUAGAAAACCUUGUGACGUUGGUUGCAAAAUCUGGAAUAAGACACAAGGUAAAGACAAACUUCCCCUUUCGACAGGGCUGGUCAGCUGCGUGGCUUCUAAGAGCCCAAUAAGUGAGACUUUGAAAGAGUCAGAAUCUUCUCUUGACAUUUCUCUUCAGAAAAAGUUAGAGAAUUGGGAACGAGAAAAGGAAAAGGAAAAUUUGGAAUUAGAUGAAUUUUUGUUUUUAGAACAAGCUGCUGAUGAAAUAUCAUUUUCUAGUAAUUCCUCAUUUGUACUGAAGAUCUUAGAGCGGGACCAAAAGAUCUGCAAAGGUCACCGGCUGUCUUCUACCCCUGUCAAAGCUGUGCAGCAAGAGAAGACAGCAACACCGGAUCCCAUUAGUGAGUGUAACCAAGGGGAGGAUCCAGACUGUGCCCAGGGUGACAGUGAGGGUGAGUGUGAGGCUGCACCCAAGCAGCCUGAUUCUGUGUCCGCACCUGACCGGUUGCGGGAGCAGCCCUGUAAAGUCAGUAGGAGAGUGUUCCAGACGAGCACGUCCGAAAGUCAGGCCAGGUGGAAUGCAAGCGAUGAUGAAGGUGUUACAGACAGUGAUGAAAGCACUGAUUCUGAGGAACAGCUUGACGUUACCAUAAAACCAUCAACUGAGGAUAAGGAAAGGGGCUUCAGCAGCAGAGAAGAUAGUCCACAAGUCUGUGAUGGGAGGGGACCUUUCAGGGACACCAGGACUCAAGAAGAAGAUAAAAGGAGAGAUGUCGAUUUAGAUUUGUCUGAUAAAGAUUACGGUAGUGACGAGUCUAUCAUAACAGAAAGCUUGAAAAAUAAAGCUUCUGAUUCCUCAGGAAGGCACUCAUCUGUGAGUAAAGUUGACUUUGAUGAUGAAAGAACUUGGACUGACCUUGAAGAUAAUUCAUUUAAACAUGACGUUCUUGGGAAUGAAGCUGUUUAUGGGACUCCCCAGACAGCCUACCCGAAUAAGCGUGAGAUGUGUGUACUGGACAAAACAAUAAAAAGGAAGGUCGCACCGGUCAGGAAGGGAGAAGGCUUGAAUAAGUCCAUUAGGGGCACAAGCCCUCCUCCCACCUCGGACCUGAUGAUGAAAUUCUUCCCUUCUUUGAAACCGAAAUCAAAAUCAGAUUCACGCUUGGGAAAUGAACCCAAGUUAAACAUGAGUCAAGACCAACCACCUGGUGACAGUGCUCGAUCUCAAGUUUUGAGAGAGAAAGUUAUCGAAUUGGAAACAGAAAUAGAAAAAUUUAAAGCUGAGAAUACAUCUUUAGCUAAACUCCGUGUCGAACGAGAAAGUGCCUUGGAAAGACUCAGGAAAGAAAUUGCUGACUUUGAACAACAGAAAGCAAAAGAAUUGGCUCGAAUAGAGGAGUUUAAAAAGGAAGAAAUGAGGAAGUUACAAAAGGAACGCAAAGUUUUUGAAAAGUAUUCUACAGUUGCGAGAAGUUUUCCGGAUAAAAAGGAACGUGAAGAAAUACAGGCUUUGAAGCAGCAGAUAGCAGAUUUACAGGACGAUUUGAAAAGGAAAGAAGCAAAAUGGUCCAGUGCACAUGGCCGUCUUAGAAGCCAGAUAGAAAUGUUGGUCAAAGAGAACACAGACCUCCGGGAAGAAAUAAAAGUGAUGGAAAGAUUCCGAGUGGAUGCCUGGAAGAAAGCAGAAGCCGCUGAGAGCGGCACCAGGAUGGGUCAGUGUGCGGCGGCCUCGAGAAGAGACGGGUGCACGAAUUCAUCAGUUCGAUUUCAUAAGAGUCAAGUUUCUUCAGGAACCCAGGUAGAAAAGUACAAAAAAAAUUAUUUGCCAACACAAGGCAAUCCAUCUCGAAGAUCCAAGUCUGAGCCUCGUGAUUUAGGCAAUUUGGAUAAGGGACAAAUGGCCUCACCCAGGGAGCCACCUGAACCAGUGAACUUUUCAGAUCCUGAAUAUAAAGAAGAGGAUGAAAAAGAGGAAAAAGAAGAAAUUCAGGGGGAAAUCAGCCAUCCUGAUGGAAAGAUAGAAAAGGUUUAUAAGAAUGGGUGCCAUAUUAUGCUGUUUCCAAAUGGAACCCGGAAAGAAGUGAGUGCAGAUGGGAAGACGGUCACUGUCACUUUCUUCAACGGUGAUGUCAAGCAGGUCCUGCCGGAUGGGAGAGUGAUCUACUACUACGCAGCUGCACAGACCACCCACACCACGUACCCAGAAGGCCUGGAAGUCUUGCAUUUCUCGAGUGGACAGAUAGAAAAACAUUUCCCGGAUGGAAGAAAAGAAAUCACAUUUCCUGACCAGACUAUCAAAAACUUGUUUGCUGAUGGACAAGAAGAAAGCAUUUUCCCAGAUGGUACAAUUGUCAGAGUACAACGAGAUGGCAACAAAAUCAUAGAGUUUAAUAACGGCCAAAGAGAACUACAUACGGCCCAGUUCAAGAGACGGGAGUAUCCAGAUGGCACUGUUAAAAGUGUGUAUACAAACGGUCAUCAAGAAACAAAAUAUUCAUCUGGUCGAGUAAGAGUUAAAGACAAGGAUGGUAAUGUUCUAAUGGACACGAGAUUGUCCUGACCGUUGCGUGUGACUAAUCAUGAAAUAACACUAACUUGAUUUUCUUGUUUUAAAAGUGUACAUUUCUUGUGGAUUCUGAUUUAAUUUAUAUAUACACUCUGUGUGUGUAUAAAUGGAAAAGAUUUUUGGAGUAUAAAAUAAAACUUGAUGCUUUUUUAAAAUAAUAUUUAAAAUGCACAGGGACAGCUUUCAUUUUUAAUUCACCUACCUUGUCUUUCUAUGGUUAUAACCAGUAUAGACUUUAACAGUGAAUGUUUUCAUUGGUUGGAGAUGGUUGUUUCAAAGCCAAGAAGUACAAGAAACACAGCAUCAUAUAGAUUUUCCCACUGCCUGCCAGCCCUGUCAAGGUCUUUCUCAGAAAGUUUACUGAAGGAGUAAGAUAAUUUCUCCACUCAGCAUGUUACUGUGCUCAAUUAGUACUAAAAUUAAAGUAUUUUAUCUACCACAGAGGUUAUAGACUCACAAGUUAAAACAACGACUGAAUACAAAUAAGUCAAACAGUAAAACAGGUAGAAGAGUUCAUUCUACGAGUUGCAGAUACAUCUCAUAGGAGGAGAAAGCAGUUGUAAUGAGGGUGAUAGUUG